CGUGCUUAAUUCCAAGGUCAUUUCCACCUUCCAUUUUACAUUUUCACUGGCAAUAAAUCGGCUUCGGGCUAUUCAUUAUCAAUAUGUUUUUCUGCAUCACAUUUGGAACACAGGAGUUCAAAUCUCCUUUAAAGGGCUAUGAACACAUAACAACCAGAUGUCUAAAUUGUAACAACUGGCGUGCUUAUUGUAUCAAGGAUUGGGAAUGGAUUACAAUUUGCUUCAUUCCGAUUCUGCCGCUAUCUUUCCACCCAUAUAAGGAAGUCGAAUGUCAAAUCUGCCACUUCAGGCAAGAUCUUCGAGAUCGGCCUGAUAUAGAAGCUCAGCGACAGCAGGGCCCCGGUCAAAUACAGAUGACUCCUCAGGCUCCGCCAGCUCCGAAUAUGCCUCAGUAUAAAUGAUUGAUAUCCAACAAUUUUGAACAACUACAUUAUUUAAUUUCAGGGAUUUUGGUUCUUCAUGCCUUCCUCGUGUAAUAUAGAAUUUGUUUGAGCAUGUGCGAGCGUGUGGCACAAUUUGUUUUGUGGGUAUUACUCGUUCAGCUAUUUAAUUAUUUUCUUUUAUUUCACAACGUAUUUAAAAUAUAUGAGCAAAUUUGCGUAUCGAAAGGCCG
Molecule: messenger RNA, 613 nt
Organism: Xylona heveae TC161
Lineage: Eukaryota; Fungi; Ascomycota; Xylonomycetes; Xylonales; Xylonaceae
Exons: 9
Coding region: 84-401 (105 amino acids)
Source: RefSeq, a predicted model, not a curated record